AGCGCUCACAAUGAAGACCUGAAUUGUCUUUAAUGUUUUAUUUUAUUUUAUUUUUGUUUGUUUGUUUUUUCUUUUUUCCUUAAGCCUAUGUCUUGUUUAUUACAGAAUGGCACCAAACUAUUAGGACGCAGAGAGGAUUCUGCACCUUUUCUUUAAAGUUCGGUUCCGGCGUCGCGCUCCUGGGCGCUUCUGAGUCAAAUCCUGGAUACGCGCGGCGGGGAGGAGGGGGGCGGAAAGUGUCAGUUUCAGCACCUGAGAGGAGGAAAGCUCCACUCUGUCUGCUUCUUCUGGGAAACCCUGCCCCAAAAACUAUUCCGCCGCCUCUGAUGUGAACUGCCCCGGUCCGACAAGCCUUCCCCUGCCCGCUUCAGGUGAGGAAGAAGCGCACAAAUCCGCUGAGGGAAGGAUCGGCGACCGACUGUGUGCUCAAUAUGUACCAGGGGCAUUUACAGGGGAAAGACUCUAGGGCUGCAGAUAAGACUGUUGCCAUGGUCCUGAAGGAGAUACCAAGUAAGGCGUCAUCAGAAGGGAAGCCCCUCCUCACGGUGACUACCAAGCUGGUGAGCGAGCAACAAGAGAGUCGGCCGCUAUUAAGCCCUUCCAUCGACGAUUUCCUCUGCGAGACCAAAUGUGAUGGGAUUUCCCGCCCAGUGACUUCCAACACAGCUGUUCUUUCUUCAACACUGGACCUUUUAGAUCUCAGUGAACCGGGAGAAAGGAGGAACAGCAAGGAAAAGAAAAGUGCUCUGGUGUCCCGAGGUGACGGCCAAAAGAGCAGCUCACACAAGAAAAAGACAGAUGAGACUGAGCUGAUCCAGGUGGAAGUUGAACAGACAGGACCAAGCAUGCGAAACCCUGACAGGGCAUCGCUUGAGUCAGUUACCAUUGGAUCGUUGGAUAAAUGGGAAGAACUUAAUCCCAACGCUGGGAAGAAUGGCAACAGAAAGUGGAAGCUGGAGAGACGGCGCUCUUCAAAAAACUCAUCCAAUGAGUUUUUAUGGUCUAUAGACUGCAAAAUCCAAUCUGACUCGUCAAAUAAGAACUUGUUGGAAGCAAACACCAAAGCAGAGCCAGAAUCAGCCUUGGCGUCACAACUCAACAGGCAGUAUAUUAGUGGAAGACAUGCUCGUCUAACGAAGGAACAGCGCUGGGGGAGCGCCCUCCUGUCAAGACAUCAGUCCCUGGAGGAGGAGUUUGAGCGAGCCAAGGCUGCUGUUGAGUCGGAUACAGAGUUCUGGGACAAAAUGCAGGCAGAGUGGGAAGAACUGGCCCGACGAAACUGGCUGACAGAAAACGAGCAGGCACAAAUACCCUCAUCUGUAUCUCCACAUGAAAAGGGUUACUACUUCCACACAGAUAAUCCUUAUAAGGACUUGCCUAAUGCAUUUGAGGAGGGACUGAAGAAAUCUCGAGAGGGAGACUUGCCAAACGCUGUGCUUUUGCUCGAAGCAGCCGUCUUGCAGGACCCUCAUGAUUCAGAGGCCUGGCAAGUCUUAGGGACAACACAGGCAGAAAAUGAAAAUGAGCAGGCGGCAAUUGUCUCCCUCCAAAGGUGUCUGGAGCUCCACCCUAACAACCUAGUGGCCCUCAUGGCUCUGGCCGUGAGCCUGACCAACACUGGCAUGCGUCAUGACGCCUGUGAAGCCCUGCUCCGCUGGUUGAAACACAGUCCCAAGUACAAGAACCUGCUGAAGGCCAAGAUCCAUCUGAUCGGCUCCCCCAACUCUCAGCGCAGAAUGUCUUACGCUCUCAAUGCGGGCCGACACGAAAGCUCACUGCUGCCAGAGGUCAAGGAGCUCUUCCUGGAAGCAGCUCAGAACAACUCGGACAGCGUUGACCCGGAUUUACAGACGGGGCUCGGGGUCCUUUACAACCUCAGCGGAGAGUUCAACAAAGCUGUGGAGGCUUUCAAUACGGCCCUGUCAGUCCGGCCUGAGGACUAUUUGCUGUGGAAUCGCCUUGGAGCCACAUUAGCGAACGGAGACCGGAGUGAAGAGGCGGUGGAGGCUUACACGCGAGCCCUCGAGCUGCAUCCAGGGUUCAUCAGGUCCCGCUACAACCUGGGCAUCAGCUGCAUCAACCUAGGGGCCCACAGAGAAGCAGCCAGUAACUUCCUGACGGCUUUAAGUCUCCAGAGGAAAAGCCAGAGCGCUCAGCAGUCGCAUCAGGUGAUGUCUGGCAACAUCUGGGCAGCUCUGAGGAUAGCUUUAUCUAUGAUGGACCAACCCGAACUCUUCCAGGCCGCAAACAUUGGUGAUCUGGACCUCCUGAUGAGGGCCUUUAACUUGGACUUUUGAGCAAUCGAUGGAGUGCGCUCCGUCAUUUGUUCUCUGGUCUCUAUCCAGAAGCCAAAAGCGCAAAGUGCACAUGGUUUGAGUGAACACACCAGCGUGUGUGUUUCGUUUCUGCAUAUCAAAAUGAACUAAAAAGGUCAAACCCUGUCAUGUCUUCUUGCCCUAAAUUUCCUGAGAGCAGUUCGGAGGGCCGCUUCUUCCAGAGGUUCUGAUGGUCUGCUUAGCGAUGGAAUGUGCACUGCAAUUUGUGAUUUCCCUAAAGAGCACAAGGACGGGCGAAGAUUGUAUGAGCAAUGCCUUAGAGGACACAUCAAUUAAAAACCGACUCAUGCAGUGGAACAGAGGUGAGCCAGGAGUGACAGCCAGAUUUAAGACUCCCAUAGAGGAACCCUCAUAAGCCAUUUGCAGCAGAAAAGAUGAGGUUUUGAGAGGAAGAUAUGUUGACUCAGGACUGUCUCUCCCUCUCUCUGACGGAUGGAUACUGUGAGCCGAACAAUAAAGGCUGCACCUUAUAACCCCGGAGCUCUAUAUUGUCUUCCUGGCUUCAUCUCCCCUUCUGUCAAUGGAGACUUAUUACUCUGCAUAAAAAAAACCACAACAAACAUUUUCAGAAAUGGAGAGAUUAGCAUACUUAUAGAAGUUUUCCCUUUGCACUUUUAGAUGACUUCCUCUAUCCACGUGGAAUGCGCAACCCAGGUUGUAAAGCCUUACUGAGAUGCAUGCGUCCAACAUUAUUUAUUUAUACUAUUUUUAUGGCAACAAGGGACAAAAUAUAUCAAAGCCAUUUUCAGACUGGUUUAAAUUUCUUAAUGUAAGUGCUGUUCUUAGAACCUGUACAAUUUCUGAUCGGCUAAUCUCAGUUCAGUUGAUUAUAUAUUUAUGCAGCUUGUAUGUAAUAUUUGCUGCUUUAAUUCUGACUGGCUGGGUAAUACUGACUUGAAUUGUGCGUUUUUUUAACCUUUCCCUAAGUGGUUAUAUUCCUAAAAAUGUCUCGUCUCAGAGGCCCCGACAAAGAAACGCCUAAUUUUUAUUUAUGCUGACUGUAUUCAUUUCAAUACAGCAUACUAACAUUAGAUUAAAAGAUGUGUAUUUGCAAGCCAGGACCCAAGACAGCAGCUUGAUGAAUUUUCUUAAUGUAGUCAUUUGUAUCUUUGCUGCUCCUUCUCCGGCAGUGAAGCUCAUUCAUUUAAUUAAAUCAGUUACCCUCAGCCAUCAUGCAUGAUUUCAAUAUUUAUAGAGGCUUGCGUAGAGUUGCACACAUUUGUUAGUUUGCUUUUACCAGAUUAAUAUGCAUCCAUACAAGGAAAAACAGAUUUUAUAAAUCAAGAAAUGCUACUCAGAAGAUCAUUAUACAUUAUAAAAUGCACCGAUUCUCCUGCUUAAGAUAAACCCUUUGCAGCACCUCUAAAUAUUUCUUAUGAUUUUCAGUUGUCAGCUUCCUUUUAGCCACAUUUUGAAAGUCACUGUGAGUUUAACACCGUGCAGCUUGCCGUGUGGCGGCGGAGUGAAUGAUAGAUUAUCUGCUGUGCAGUACAGCUCACUUUGGUGUUUAUCGGUCGCGUCCAUGGUCCGGGAAGCUUUUUUUGUCCUCCUUCUUGUUAUUGUCGGCUCCUAUGCAAAAGGUCACGUUUCAUGUUUGUCCCCAUCUGCCUCAGUGGACCAAAGAGAAGUGUUGAUUCUGUGUUUUGAAUGAAUGCUAUCAGCGGGAACCAGAGACCAGAACCAGAACCAUUCAUCUUCCUAACAGUGCAGCUGGGAUGACACACUCUGUGUUAGGAGGAGUGUUUUAUCAGGCGGCUGGGGGAGAACAAACACAAACCUGCUGAAGUGCAGCAUUGACACUGCAUGAAUCUGCGACAUAAUAAUGCAUCUGUGACUGCAGGUGCAGGCACCAAAUUCACAACUGUAGACAUUUUUUUCUUCUGUCAGCUCACUUUUCUCUUUGUUUGCAUAAGUAUUCAUACUUGUCACAUUACAGCCACAAACAUUUGCUUAUAUACAAACAAAAUUGUGUAUCAUUUUGAAGAGAAAGAAAACUGAUCAUUUUUGGUUAUUUUUUUGCUAAUUCAAAUGAAAAAAGUGUAACAUGCAUUUGUCCUCAGGCCCCAUAAAUAAUUUCAAUGUAAAAUCAAUUUUUACAAAGUUUGCAGCUCCAAAUCUUUUAGGCUUUUCUUUACCGGCUUUGAAAAGUUGCUAAUUUGUCGGGUUGGAUGGGAAACGUGUCAGCAACAACUUUUCAUGCUUCAGGCAUGGACUUUGACAUUUUUGCCAUUCUAAUGCAUAAAUGCUUUUAGCAUAUCUUUGGUGGUAGGUUUUGCAGUUUUGUCAUUUUUGAUAAUUGUCUUGUAUUUCGGCUCUAUUCACUCUGAAGGAGCAGCAACAUAUCCUGGUCUUAUGACUUUCUUUCAACGUGACUGGCUUGUUGCCACUUGUUCACAAAGACCAGUGCAACAUAUAAACAUUCUCCAAUCUGAGCUGUGAAUCUCCUCUGAAGUCACGUUGGUCACCAUGGCUGAUUUUCUCAAUGCUCUCCCUCUCUGGCCAAUUUACAGAGGUCUGAAUUGUUCUGCAGCUGGGUCAAAUAAUUCCCCAUUAGAUGUUCAAAUCAUGGGAUAUUGCUUGCAAACCUCACCCUACUUUCAACUUAUUUGAUGCGUUGCUUCGUCUCUAGGAUGUUAUUUGUUCACUAAUGUUCUCUAACAAACCUCAAGGCCUUCACAGAACAGAUGAAUUUAUAUAGAGAAGUUACACACAAUAUAAGUAAAUUGGUAGCAUAGGGUAUUAGCAUAAAUGUGCUUAUUCUCUGUUAUUUUAUUUGUGAAAAUAACAAAAACAUUUAUUAUUUCCGUUUGACUUCACUGUCUUGGAGAACAUUGUGUUUGUUGUCCCUCUUAUUUAAUCUGCUUACAAUUCGAUGAUGUUUGUGGCUGUACUGCAACAAUUCUCAAAGAUAUUUGUUUUACUUUUGGAUGGUAAGUAAAGUCAGUUUCACUUAAAAAGCAGCCACCUUCAACAAGAUGUUCAGUGGCCAAAAAAACUUGUAAGAGGAAAUCACUUUAGUUGGAUACCAGUUGCUCACAGUGACGAUUCCAUUACAAUUGAAAAUGAAACAAAAUUGUUUAAUUUCAAAGAGGCACAUGAAAUGCAGGUUGAAUGUUUUAUACUUUGCAAAAGUAGCUUCUAGAAAGGCUUUACAGAAAAUUAGGGGACAAAUUUAUUCUUAAGUUUAUGUUCACAGAGGUUAGCACUCAUUUGGCAAGUUUAGUUUAGUUACACUUAGAAACUCAUUGUGUUAUUAAACUGUAUAUAUUUGAAAUACUUACUAAUUUAAAAUAGGGAGUUUGUCAACAGUUUCUGAUGCACCAACUAUCACUCAUGUUGUUUUCACUUAAUUCAUGUGUAAUCUCUUGUUUUGUGUAAAAUCAUCCCAAAUCCAAAUUAUUCUCAACAACUAAACUCCCCUUCAACAACCUGAAAUGUUAACAUUAUGCUUUAAUUAUAGCCUUCCCUCAUCAGCUCAUUAAAAUCAACAUGAAAUACACUUUUCCCAGCACUUUGUGCUGGGAAAAGUGUAGCCACUGAAAAAAGCCACAGAAAAAAAUAUGUAGCCACUGAAAAAAUGACUCAUUAAGUUUUGCAAAAAUCCAAGCUCAUGUAAUAUUUCAGUGGCUACAUAUUUUAGAUAGCAGUGAAUGUUUAGAUGUGUCAAUAGUUUGAUAGAAUGAUAGUGACAUCCUUGAGAAUUAGCAGGGGAACUUUCCCUUUAAAGUUUUUUUUUUUUUUCUCCAAUCUGAGCUGUGAAUCUCAGUUUGAUUCAGCUUAGCUAUAAAACAAAGACAACAUUCUGGCAGUUUGACAGAGUUUUCCAGUUUAGAGCUAAUUGGAUUUUUAAUAAUACAAGCAUGGGAUUACAAGCAUACAGUAAAAUUCAUUCAGUUUACUCUUCUUUUUUUUUAGCUCAGUCAAUUAACAUAUUGACUUGUAAUUUUUUUUUAUAUUGUAAGAUUAAGUUAAAUACUAAUGAUGAUCAAUAGAUGCUACUUCCAGAAAUGUUUCCACUCAAAUAAAAAAUAUAUAUUUACAGAUGUCAUUUGUUACCUUCACUUACAUCUUCAGGAAGUCUUUCUGGAAAUAAUUAGAAUAGUCAAGCAGUAAUGUCUCAAGAACACAACUACGAUAGAUGUUGUGUGCACGAGUGUUUCUGUCUGCAGACAUGAGUACAUGUUGUGUUUGCUUGAUAAGCCUCUGUCUGUCUUCAUCCUGUGUCUUCUUUGUAAUAUCUUUACUUACUUUUAGAAAAGAAAAAUAUGUCAUUUGUAAUCAUUUUAUACGUACAAAUUGUUUCCAUGUGUUCUCUUUGUCAGCAGAUCUGUAGAAAAACCCCAUGUUUUGGAAUUUUGUUCAUCUUUCAAAUCACAUCUUGGGCCUUCUCUUUUUUAUUCUAUAACUUUGAAACAAAAAAAGGAGGAAGCUUAAAGCUCUGCCCUUAAAGUCAAGAUUUUUGUACAAUUAGGACCCUCCUCAGGUGAACUGAAGUAGCAUAGUGCAUGCUUCUGAGCAACAUCAUGAGGAGAUAGCAUGUUUAUUAUGGCACAGAAUUAUACCUUCAUUUUAAUGCAUGUCGGUGCUUGCUUUUGCUAUCACUAAUAUAUGUAACAUUUAGGCAUAUGAAGAGGCUUCCUUGCAAUAUUUCUACAAUGUACUGCAACCUUAGCAUUAAACAAUAUCUAUAUAUUCAGUAUUUAUUCAGCACACGAUAUGUUUUAUGGCAUAAAAGAAGUAGUGCAGGGCUCAUGCAGAAAAAUGAGGAUCCAAAAAAUAAUUUCAUAAAAAUCUAGAUUUAGAUCAUUUUCCUGCAGCAGUAGGCGAUCAUAGAUUAUAACACAGAAAUUUGGAACCCAACCUAUAAAAUGUUGCUUUUUGCCUCCGUUUCUUACCUUGCCAUGUUUGUUGCCAUAUCUAAAAACACGUUUUGCUUUUCUAUAAAGUUUGUAUGCUGCUUUCGCUGUGACCUCUUUUAGUGUAGUGCAAGCACAUCGGGACGAAGGGUGUAAAUUACUACUGCUGUUUAGUUUCAUUUUUCCUACUUAGCUCUUGUUUGAGGAAGCCCAUUCCUCCCUGCCUAAUAAAAAAACAAAUAAACUUGCAUCUCAUUAUAUUGACAUAUCUUAAAUUGGCUCUGUGACAUUAUAAAGAGAUGAGUAAAACAAGUCUGGCUUACUAUAAAGAAAUUGAUGUUGCAACAUCAUGGAGUAAUACUUCAGAAGCGAUUUUAUAAAUAUAGUAAUCCUACCAGUUUUGAAAAAAUCCCACAAUGUAAAAAGGAAAAAAAUCUGAAUGGUAAAAAUAACAAUUAUGAGAUAAAAGUUUUUUUUUUUUAAUCAAAGCAACAGAAAUGGGCUUUCCUGCUUGUCCAUCCCUCUGGGAGUAAAAUUUCAAUUCUCUACACCAAUUUGUGACUGCCUCCAAAUGGUCAAAUAAUUAUUAGUUGAUUUUUAUCAGAAAAUAAAUCAGCUAAAUGGCUCCAUUUAGCUGUUGGAGCCACUUGAACCAUUCUGCAUGCUGUAACAUAGAAUCACUAACAUUAUCUUGCUGAAACAUUUAAGUAGCAUUUAUGUCAAAUUUGUAGCACUAGUGCCUAUGUGCGUCAUAUAUGGCAUCUCUUAGUUGCAAUGCUCAUGUGAAAGAUUUAUUUAUUUAUUUUUAUUUUUUAUUUUUUGACUUGUACAAAAGCUUUCUGGCAUUUCUUUAACUGGAGAUGAAAUGACACUUUCAUCAGACGAGCAGGAAGCCACCCGUUGGAAAAACGAGGCAGAUAUGCAAUAGUGUGACAGAGAUUAGGUAUUUAAAAUGUAAAAUGUACAAAAUGUAAAGUAAUACUGCAAAGCAGUUUAUUACAACUAUUUGAAAUAAUUCUACAUUCUUACAUUUACAGCUACCAUCAUUGUUGCUUUUUUUACCUAAGAGAUUUAACACUUUUAAACACCUCUGUUUCUGCUUUUCACAGAAAGAACAAAAGUUCACACAUGUAACUAGAAUAAAAUUAAAUGUCCAGAGAGACAUUUUUUAAAAAAAGCAUCUACUUUAAGAAAGAAUGCAUUAUAGUGCAAGAUUACGUUAUUUUUUUACCUUUAUUAAAUGCAUUUUCUCAUCUUAAAUGUUUAUUCUAUAUUUUAUUAAGGCUCAAAUGCAUUUCAUGUCUCCAUCGAUGUAAAGAAUCUGUACUUUACAGAUGUAAUAAUGUAUAUGUUGGUUUUGUUGCGAUGUAACUUUAAAGCAUAUAAAAAGGAUUAGGGUUCAAAAUAAACCCUAACCCUGUAGGCCGGGGCUCAUGGACGUCAUUAACCCAUGCUGUUACUUUGUUGCAACAUGUAAAGUGAUAGUUUGCUUUAGCAAAAUUAAUUGAAGCAUCACAUUUGAAUAAAAAAUAUAUUUUGAUGAUUGAAACUAGAAAUUAUAUACUUUCUAUACAUGCAUCCAUUUAUUAAACCACUGACUAUCAUGCUUGUUACUGAACUUGUAUAAUCACAAGGAAAGCAUUAGCACCUUUAACAACAAAGUAUGGAAGUAACCUUUUAAAAUAAACUAUUGUUAUAUA
Molecule: messenger RNA, 8892 nt
Organism: Poeciliopsis prolifica (blackstripe livebearer)
Lineage: Eukaryota; Metazoa; Chordata; Actinopteri; Cyprinodontiformes; Poeciliidae
Gene: pex5la
Product: peroxisomal biogenesis factor 5-like a
Exons: 15
Coding region: 432-2297 (621 amino acids)
Biological process (GO): protein import into peroxisome matrix, docking
Cellular component (GO): peroxisomal membrane; cytosol
Molecular function (GO): protein binding
Source: RefSeq, a predicted model, not a curated record